GCAUGUGUGUGUAGCUGUCAACAGCUUCUCCACUAUCUGUUCUUGUCUGCCGGUGACCGACCCACAGUGUGGCAUUUUCUUGGCGUCCUGUACGCGGGCUUUGGGUCGAGCCCUUUUCCCCGCGAACCUGAGAGCCGUGGGUCCUAAGACGGGCUGCUUUUGGGUCCCGGCUUUUGCUUCCUUCAGAGAAUCUGGGCUUCCCCCGUUAUGUCAGCCGCCUCUUCCUUUCCCUCAGCCCCAGCUGGGGUGUCAUCCUUUUGCCAGCAAGCUUGGGAGCAGGUCUUUUCCAAGGUGAAGCGGGCUGUCGUUUUCAUGGACUCCGCUUGUGCCGAGAGCCUUCACUGGACGUGGGGAGGAGCUGGGAGGCUGCUGCAAGCCGGGGCUCUCAACGUCAAAGAGUUUUCUAGCUUUGAAUCUGCUGGCGCAGAGCAGCCCAAGGCAGUGUUUCUGGUCAGCACCUUGCUGAAAGGGAGAACUGUGGACAUCAUUCGUGACAUUGUGAGUCUCAGCAACUUCCAGUACACUGUGGUUUUCACAGCUGUCAGCCAUGCAGUGCACCUCCAGGCUCACAAUGCUUCUGGUUGUGCUGAGGCUGAAGGUGGCAGCCAAGUGGUUUUUGAGCAGUUUGAAGAAAAGCUUUGCCAAUGGAUGGGUAACAUGAGCUACACUGCAGAGGUGCAGUAUGCCGCUUUGUUUCUGGCACCUAUCUCACCACACCUCUUCAUGUUACCUGCCUUUUCUUUUCUUUUCCCCAUGAUGGCUCAGGAUUUGGCUCAGAUUAAUAAUGGCAGAUCAGAGAAGAAAAAAUUUGCUAACUUGAGUGACGUUGAUUUUUCCUCUCUGUCUUCGGAGCUGCAGCUUGAGAUCAGGACGUUGGCAUCUGGCUUGAACACCUUAUUUGAGUAUCUAGGUAUGCGAGAGGAAUGUUUUGCUGUUGGGCCACUGAGCAGGAUCAUUGCAGGGGAUCUAGCAAAUUACUCCCAAGCCAAGGCCAGAAGGAAAACUGCCCAGAGUAAAGCCUCAGUUAUUUUUGUGGAUAGGACAUUAGAUUUGACAGGAGCAGUUGGUCAUCAUGGUGACAACUUAGCAGAGAAGAUUCUCUCUGUGCUUCCCAAACUUCCAGGUCAUGCGACUGAUGUAAUGGUCAGCAUGGUGGAACUCACAGCCGUGCAGACUGAUGAUCCACAUUGCAGCAUCAUAGCACCAGGCUCCUUGGCACAACCAGCCGAUCCAGCUGCUAAAGCUCUGUGGGAGUCCUUAAUGAAUCUCAAGCACAAAGAAGCUGUGAUGGAGAUUCGGAGACACCUAGUGGAAGCCGCAAGUAGAGAAAAUUUGCCGAUCAAGAUGAGUAUGGGAAGAGUCACCCCUGAACAGCUCGCCUCAUUCACCCAACUCUUCAAAAAGAAACCUGAAGCUCUGGAGAACCACUGUGGGCUUUUGCAGAUUGCACUAGCCACAGUGCACACACUAAAGCACCCUCAAAACGCCAAAUGGGACAACUUCUUAGCCUUUGAAAGGCUACUCAUGCAGAAUCUUGGGGAAUCAGCCCUGCCUGGUGUCCUGAACCAAUUACUGCCGAUAAUCAAGUCUCAUAACAACAGGACAGAUGAUGACUACACCCCCGAAGACCUCCUUGUCUUGCUGGUGUAUAUUUAUUCCAUAUCUGAAGAAGUUAAUACUGAAAAAGAGUUAGAUGAGGCUGAAGAAAAAGUGAAGGAGUCCCUUGUCCAUUCCAUUUGUGAUGAACCUGAGCUAUCUACCUUGCUGCAGAAAAUAACAGUCUCUCAUCAGAAAGCUUUUUACUGCCCAACAUAA
This is a messenger RNA of Gekko japonicus, 1815 nucleotides long. It is a transcript of the gene SCFD2, whose product is annotated as sec1 family domain containing 2. NCBI's taxonomy places the organism in Eukaryota, Metazoa, Chordata, Lepidosauria, Squamata, Gekkonidae. Gene Ontology annotation, biological process: intracellular protein transport; vesicle-mediated transport. The record is from RefSeq and is a predicted model, not a curated record.